Gymnogyps californianus (California condor) is the source of this 1535-nucleotide messenger RNA. RefSeq names its product alpha-methylacyl-CoA racemase (gene AMACR). The transcript has 5 exons. Gene Ontology annotation, cellular component: mitochondrion. Gene Ontology annotation, molecular function: alpha-methylacyl-CoA racemase activity. The record is from RefSeq and is a predicted model, not a curated record. Gene Ontology annotation, biological process: bile acid metabolic process. The coding region runs from base 1 to 1152 and encodes 383 amino acids. NCBI's taxonomy places the organism in Eukaryota, Metazoa, Chordata, Aves, Accipitriformes, Cathartidae.
AUGGCGCUGAGCGGAGUGCGGGUGCUGGAGCUGGCCGGCCUGGCGCCGGCGCCGCUCUGCGGCAUGAUCCUCGCCGACUUCGGGGCCCAGGUGGUGCGGGUGGACCGGACGCCCCGGUCCGCCGUGGCUACCGACGUGCAGGGCCGCGGCAAGCGCUCCUUGGCGCUCAACCUCAAGCGACCCCCGGGCGCGGCGGCGCUGAGGCGGCUGUGCUGCAGGGCGGACGUGCUCAUCGAGCCCUUCCGCCACGGUGUCAUGGAAAAACUUGGGCUUGGUCCAGAGGUCAUUCUACAGGAGAAUCCCAGACUCAUCUAUGCUAGACUGACUGGAUUUGGCCAGGCAGGAAAAUAUGCCAGAUCUGCAGGUCAUGACAUCAAUUAUUUGGCUUUAUCAGGUGUGCUGUCAAAGCUAGGUAGAAAGGAUGAAAAUCCUUAUCCACCCGUAAAUCUUCUGGCUGAUUUUGCUGGUGGAGGUGUCAUGUGCGCAAUGGGCAUUGUUACAGCUCUUUAUGAACGUACCAGAUCUGGCAAAGGGCAGAUCAUUGACGCAAGUAUGGUAGAAGGAGUAGCAUACCUAAGUUCUUUCCUGUGGAAAUCACAAAAUUUGGGGCUUUGGAACAGACCUCGAGGUGAGAACCUGCUAGAUAGCGGUGCACCUUUUUAUGAAACCUACAAGACCUUCGAUGGAAAAUUCAUGGCUGUCGGUGCCAUUGAGCCUCAAUUCUAUGAGCAGUUAAUAAAGGGUCUUGGGCUAGAUUCAGAUAAACUUCCCAGUCAGUUAAGUUUCUCCGACUGGCCCGAAAUGAAGAAAAAGUUUGCGUCCAUAUUUGCAGAGAAGACACAAGCUGAGUGGUGCAGCAUAUUUGAUAAUACUGACGCCUGUGUGACCCCUGUUUUAUCCUUUGAUGAAGUUGCCUCACAUCAGCAUAACAAACAAAGAAGUUCUUUUAUCAAAAAUGAUCAGGAAGAGAUCAGUCCUAGACCUGCUCCUCUUCUGUCAAGGACCCCUGCUGUUCCAUCGUUUAAAAGAGAUCCUUUUAUAGGAGAACACACAGAAGAGAUACUUGUAGAAUAUGGAUUUACUAAGGAAGAGAUUGCUAAACUUUAUUCUGAUAAAGUAAUAGAAGUCAGCAAACCAAAAGCUAAUUUAUAGUCUCUAACUAUGCAGAUCAGACAAAUUUCAGGCUGAUACAGUAAGUUUUUAUGCAUUAAAAUUGAAUUAGAUGACAAAUAAAUGUUUGCAUGAUACUGCUUUUAAAUAUUUUUUUUUAAAUUAUUGAAGUUUUAAAUUUAAUUGAAAGCAGUCAGAGUUACGUAUGUGUGUAGCUGGUCUGCAGUCUAGAAUGAUACCAAAAUUGUGUUCUGAAGAUCUCCACAGUUUACUUAGUAAGCAGCUGUAAAUCCUCAAAAUGUUUUAAAUAUUGUAUCAUGUGAAAUGUUUGUUUCUUUUAAUUCUUAGUUACACUGUUACUUUGUAAUAUAUGUUGUAAUUACAUGAAGGCAAUACUUUUCAUAAAAUACAGUUAUGUUCUUCCU